GGGAGGGAGAAAGAGGGGAGGAAAACAUUUCCCCACACUUGUCAGUGAGAUGCCAAACUCUCCGUGAGUGGGAUGAACGGAGCAGAUGCUGGGAUGAGAUGCCAAGGCAGCUCCCCUUUCCCCUGCGCUUUUGGGCGCUUAUAAAUUACUCCAGCGCGCUUCCCAGCCUCCUCUUGUGGUGGCAGGUGGCUUGCCUGUGCGCGCCCGACGCCUGUGUGGCUCCGGCUAGCGGUGCUUCGCGGCUUGCUGACCUCCCCGCGGCAGCUCCGUUUCCGAAGAGCAUCGCGGCAGCUCGAGCCAGGGAGCCGGCCAAGGCUGCAGCGGAGUUCCUCGCCGGCGGCGUCGGGGCGGGAAGGAUUUCCCGGGCACCUCCCGCUCUUCCCCGCUGCCCUCGGAGAGUUGGUGUCGUCGCUGCAGAAAGCAGAGGAUGAAUGAGUGAGCGAGAGAGAAGGGGUGGGAAGAAGAAAAAAACCGCGGGAAGGCAGCGAGAGUGGAGAUCGGGAGGAGCAGAACAAGGGGAGUUGAUUCGAGCUGGCACAGGCGGAAAAAAAAAAGUCGAUCGCCAGCAGCUGCAUAAAAGUGUGAGCGGCUCCUUUCCAGGGUAGCAGCGGCGCAGCCACAGGUGCCCCAGACGGGGAGGCGAGGAGGCAGCAGAGCGCAGCGCAGCAAGCAAGCAAGCAAGCAAGGCGAGGCUCCCGGGACUUUGCCUUUGGGAUCUGGCGAAGGACACCUUCCCGGGCGCCCCUCCCCGCCGGCGGGAGGCAGAGGGCGAGAAGCCGCCCCAAGGGACGCGGGGACGCUACCCCGCGGUGAUUUCGGUGCAAGGAGGUCCCCGUCCAGUCAUCAAGAUUUUGUCCAAAAGCAGACAAGAGGAUCGCCCUGCGCUGAGCCGCCUGGUGGGCAGCAGGCGCCGGCUGAUCGCGGCCGGCGCGCUGGGGGUGGUCAUGGUGCUGCUGCUGGUCAUCCUGAUCCCGGUGCUGGUCAGCUCGGCGGGCACGUCGGCGCACUACGAGAUGCUGGGCACCUGCCGCAUGGUCUGCGACCCCUACGGCAGCACCAAGGCGCCCAGCACGGCGGCCACGCCCGACCGCGGCCUCAUGCAGUCUCUGCCCACCUUCAUCCAGGGUCCCAAAGGCGAGUCUGGGCGGCCGGGCAAAGCCGGGCCGCGGGGGCCGCCGGGGGAGCCCGGACCGCCGGGGCCGGUGGGCCCGCCGGGCGAAAAGGGCGAGCCCGGGCGCCAGGGCCUGCCGGGCCCGCCAGGGGCGCCGGGCCUGAAUGCGGCCGGGGCCAUCAGCGCCGCCACGUACAGCACGGUGCCCAAGAUCGCCUUCUACGCGGGCCUCAAGCGGCAGCACGAGGGCUACGAGGUGCUCAAGUUCGACGACGUGGUCACCAACCUGGGCAACCACUACGACCCCACGACAGGCAAAUUCACCUGCUCCAUCCCCGGCAUCUACUUCUUCACCUACCACGUGCUCAUGCGUGGCGGCGACGGCACCAGCAUGUGGGCCGAUCUCUGCAAGAACAACCAGGUUCGAGCUAGUGCAAUCGCUCAGGAUGCGGAUCAAAACUAUGAUUAUGCCAGUAACAGCGUAGUUCUACAUUUGGAGCCAGGAGAUGAGGUCUACAUAAAACUAGAUGGAGGAAAAGCACAUGGAGGAAACAACAACAAAUACAGCACAUUUUCUGGAUUUAUAAUUUAUGCUGACUGAUAAUGAAUCAAAAACUAUAUCACCUUCUUCUGAGUCUAAGUGAUGGAUUCACGUGGCAAAAGUCAAUGAAUCAAGAGUCCCAGAGGAUACUGGCCGUGGGACACCUCAGUAAUGGGCCAAAAUGCUACCUGACUCACAUCUGUACAACCCAGAGAAAGAGUGUGUUUAAAAAAAAUUAUAGAGCAAGUUAAACAGAUGUGUGAUCCACUAUCGCCAAAGCAAAAUACUCCUUGUUGUUAGUGUCCAUGUGAAUGAAGUCCUAUAUAGGUCACAACUUUUAUAGAGGGAAAAAACCCACUUAAGGCACUGAAUUAUUUCUUCAGCGUAUAUGAUACUUUUGGUGUGCUAUGAUCUUGCUGCUUUUAUCCAUCCAUCAGCUUUGGUACUUGUGACUUACCUGCUAACUAUGAUGCGUGUGGAGCCAACUCAUAGUAUGUGGUGAGGAAUGAUUUUACAAUAAAAGGAAGAUGUAACUGAUUUUUGCUUAUUCCCUCCAAAGGAAUCAUUUGCCUAGUACUCAUAUUCCCUUCCUAUAUAGAAACAGAAAUGGACCCAUUUUAAGCCUUAGCUCUAGCUUUACAUGGGCACAAGUCAGGGUUUUAAUAAGACUUCCAACACUGUUGUGUCUUUCUUGCUUCAAUCCAGUGACUUUACAGGCAGAGAAACUCUAAUGCACACAAAGAUUCCCAAUGCCCAGAAGGGUUUCCCCAUUCAUUUCAAUAGAAAGCGGAAAUCCACUUGUGCAUGCAGAGCUGCUGCCUCUGCUGAAAUGAAAGGGAGAAUGCUGCAUGUACACUGAAGCAUAGGCGGUGUUCCAAUUGGUGGGCUCAUCAUAAAACAAAGGCAAAGAAGAGAGAAGCGUGAAAUGGUUCAGCUCUCUGAAAAUAAUAAAUAAAAACUCACCGGCCAAUAUUCCACACAGUGGCACACCAACAUCAAGGAACCGGCAGAGCUGCUGUGCAAUGUGGAUGGCAUCCCUAAUGGUAUUGCGCAAGAGGAUGGUUGUGCAACAACUUGACACAUCAUUUGGGCAGUUGUACAGUGCUACUUUCAUUGUUUCCAGGGGAAGUGCUGCACAACUGCACAGAUGCUGUUUUAAAUCACUGCGCAACGUAUCCUUUGUGCAGCUCUGUCAGGGUUGCUCUUCACAUCAUGCAGCAACCCUGGUGGGUUCCUUUCGGCAGUGCACCACUGCACAGAAUGUCAGCCACCAUAUUGGGUAUAUGUUAUUACCCAAUAUUGGAAAUGUUGGAUGGGCACCUUCUAAGUUUCAUCAGGCAUAUGAUCUGUUUGUUUUGUUUUUUCAUAGUUAUAUGUACAGAGACAUUCCUUUUCACAAUGGGCCCCCUCUUUUGGCAAGGCCACCCCCCCCGCCAUACACACCAUGUCAUACACACUUCUUGAGCUCCCUGUAGGAACGAGUAAGAGCCAUGGGUGUAUAUGGGGGGAAAGUAAAGUUGGGUACAUAGUGGGUACCAUUUUGGUAGGGGUGAUCCUGUUCCUGGUGCCUAAUUUCUUGCUGGGGAUAGAGCAGCCCAUUUAUUCUGUCCCAUAGAAUGUGGUGAGAGCGACUGAAACAGCUUCCACCAUCCCACCCUGUGCUCUGUUUCUUAUGCCCCCUCCAAACAUAUCUACAGUUGUGUGGGAGCUUCUUCCCCAUGGUGCUAUCUGAAGCAGCUGCAGUAUGUAUGUAAAUACAAUGAGACAGAACUGAUCACAUGGGUUUCUCUUGCCCAUUCAGCACCUUCCUUCCCAGUGGGGUGCUGAUUACACGGGAAACCCCACUUGCCCCAUCCCCUCUGGCUGGGGCAUUCUUCCACAGCAGCUGCAAAGCUUUGGCUGUACAGGGAAGUUGCUCCCAUGCUGCUUGGUGUGGGUGUGUAUAUGAAGGAGCCUUACUCAUGCUAGAAGAUGACAUAGAGAACACUGGGGCCCGUCUAUUUUAUAAUAGACAAGUCCAGUAAGCCAUUUUUACACUCCUAACUUUGGUACAGGUUUUUCCAGCAUGGGACAUUUUGAUCAGCUGCACACUCUUGCAUCAUUCCUGUUUUCAGUGUAACAAAGCCAUCCCCUUAGACCAGCACAACAGGGCUCACUCCACAUGCAGUUCCUUGCUCUGGUUGCCGACCAACAAUUCACCUAAAGCCUGCUAGUAGAAAUCUGACUGAUUUGCAGUAGAUCAGCAAAUCUUUCUGACUUCUAAACGUUUUAAAAUAACAUCUAGAAAAAGGUUCCCCUUCCUACCCCCAAACGAGGCUGCUGAGAUGAAGAAAACUUGGGUGAAAACCAGAGGUGGAUAUUUUGUGAAAGGAGUGGAAGUUUAGUUCUGGGACUGAAAAGACAGUGCUAAGCAUGGGCUCCUAGAUACCCUGUUCUUUAAUUCUCAGUGUAUACCUACUGUCCUCUCAUUAUUUUGCACCUAGCUCCAGUUGGUGGAUUUCAAGGCUUAAGCAAAAAAAACCCCAAACCCAGUGGCUGACAUACUGCUCAAUGCUGCAUGCACCUUGCAACAUAACUUCUGCAUACUUGUGCAAGAGUGAAAGUAAUGCCGUCAAUGGCACAAUUGUACCAUUCUUGCUAUUAGUGCAACAGCACUUCCCCUCCAUCAAAAAUAUAAAUAUUUAGACAAUUUGAAACACCUUUUCUCAAUGGCUUAUUUUAAAGUCAGGCUAGUUUGAGUGCUCCGAAGCAAUCAAUUCUGUUAUAUAGAUUUCUAGUUAGUUGCUAUUUUGUUUUAAAAUAAAUGCUAAUAUUUUAUAUAUUAAAAGCUUAACUAGAACCACUACAUGAGAAUACCGGGGUGUCAAACUUAUAGGAUGUGAUUAGUCUCACUGCUAGUCCAAUGCAAAGGCGCCUUCACAGAGCUCCAGAUGGUGGGAUAAAGAGUAGGAGUGUGUGAUAUAUGCAUAUUAUUAAAGGUAACAUGAUGCAAGGCAACAUUCUCAAAUGUGAAAGAUCAUACUUAUUUGAGCCUAUCUUCUUGUACCUUAGGCAGCUUGUAGAGACUUUUCAGUUAUUCUAUAAAAAUACCCUUUGGUUCAAUUCAUACUUCUAUAAUUAAUACUUCUAUAAAGAGUUUUGAAAUAAUUUAAAAUAAUCACUAUACAGUACAUAGCAGAGAUUCGAGGAUAUGUUUAUCUAUUCUGGGGGGAGUCAAUCUGUAGUUGCCUUCUACAGUAUGCUGUUACUUCCAGCUCACAAGCUGCAUUUAGAUGAAAGAAAUUUUCAGUGAACAGGGGUUACUACCAAGUAACUGUUCUUAAGUUAGGGGGUAUCCAAGAUGGAAUGGAGCUUGCUUGCUGAAACUUAUUUAAAAUUAUUUAUAAUAUUAAAACCAAGAUUCUAGUUUCUCUGUUCAGUAGAAUCUGCCACAACCAGAUCAACCGCAGUUUGAAAAUUAGGUUUACAAUAUGUUUAAGUAUGCACAAUAUUGUUUUUUCUUUCGUAAUCAAGUCUAUUUUCUACAUUUGCAAAAUAUUAAAAAAGGUAGAAAACCCACUCUCAAAAGCAA
This is a messenger RNA of Hemicordylus capensis (graceful crag lizard), 5223 nucleotides long. It is a transcript of the gene C1QL3, whose product is annotated as complement C1q like 3. Gene Ontology annotation, molecular function: protein binding. Lineage: Eukaryota; Metazoa; Chordata; Lepidosauria; Squamata; Cordylidae. The transcript is spliced from 2 exons. Bases 945 to 1712 code for a protein of 255 amino acids. The record is from RefSeq and is a predicted model, not a curated record.